AUGAAUCAAAUAGCUAAAAUAAAUAAGAAAUAUAAUUAUUUCUAAUUUAAAAUAAAGGAUAGAUAAUAAGAUUAUGGAUAUAAUGAAAUAGUGAAUUUCAAUUAAUAUUAUAAUUAGUAAUUGAGGAUUAAAGAAGAAAAUAAAAUGACUGGAAUAAUUAUAAAGAAUCAGAAAAAAGAUUCUUAUUUAAACUGA
Molecule: messenger RNA, 195 nt
Organism: Paramecium sonneborni
Lineage: Eukaryota; Ciliophora; Oligohymenophorea; Peniculida; Parameciidae
Source: the annotation of a GenBank genome assembly